AUGAGUUUCAGCACGGGCGGGAAUAAUAAGCCUUCAGCGGCAGGAGGCCGAAGUAGUAGAGAACCACCGUCAGAUCUUACUGCACCCAUACCAGUUAAAGCUAGGAGUAGACGCGCCCCGCCACCAAGUAUCCAUGAUGCCGAUGAAGAUGAUGCGACACCACCAGUUCCACAAUUUUCGGAAGGAAGGCAAGUUCUUAAAGCCUGCGACCCACGCCUUCGAAUGGCAUUUUCUAGUUGUAUAAAUGAUUUGGCUCAGGAGUUCUCCCGGAAAGGGGGCAUGAAAAGGUGGGAAGAUCUACUCGUGCCCAUGAAUCAAGUCACUAUUACGGAACGUAUCAUGACAGCCAUUGGACACAAUAACACUCUGAAUCGAAGAGAGACAGAAACCAUGGAAGGGCAGAUACAGCAGAAUGCCAACGAAAUUGCUCUAGAGAUUUUUUUGCACAGUGAGAAAAGUCAUGCUGAACAACACGAGCCUGAUAUCUCUACUGAUGAAGGGAAACGAGCAAAGUUGAGCGAGCUGAUUGGGAUGAUUCAGAGUGGUGCCGACCACUACCAGAUUCUGGGGAUAAGCCGAAGCUCGCCAGAGAAGGAUGUAAGACAGGCUUACAGGAGAUUAGCAGUUAUUUGUCAUUCAGAUAAAGCCGGUCAUAUAGACGAAGAUGCGAAAGAGAUAACACAAGCACUAAAUAAUGCCCGUGACAUUCUAUGCGACAAGGAGGAAAGGAAAAAGUACGAUAACGAGUUGACUACCAUGGAUACGGACAGAAGAGAACGGCCAACCUUUGGUGAAAGCUUUGCCUCGAAUGCCUAUAGUUGGGACAAUGAUACCGGAAAUAAGGACGAUCCACCAAGUGAGAGUAGUAGCACACAGGUUCCGACCCGUUCUCAAGAGAUUUUGGAAAUCCACAGCAAAGUAACGGAGGUCCUGAAUCACAUAUUUGCAUCGCGUUCACCACCUUCUAGUGAACACUUGAGAAAUAUCAGAAUACUUGACCGUCAAAUUGAGGACACAAACAUUGCACAAGGGGUGGACGAUAAAGCGUACCAAGUAAACUACAACUUUAUUUGUUCUCUUCAUAAAGACAUGAACAGGCAGAUUGAUAAUAUAGAAAAGGGGGCAACUACCAAAGAUGAAGCUCAUCGCAGCGCCGGCGACUGGCACAACAUGCUCAAGGACCACUUCCAGAAGAAUCAGCAAUCCGUUCAAUGGGCGGAUAUUGUAUGUCGCUUAUUAGAAAGCACUAUAAAGGAGAUGUCAGACAAUACUGAGGGAACGGGGAGGCGGCCGAGUACCUGGACGCCGUUCAAAGUGGGUGGGCAUAAAAAGAAUAAUGGAUCUCAAAUGGCCAGACCAUCCAAAGAUGAUACAUCUAAUCGAAACAGAAACAUGCCUGGGUUCGGGGGGAAGACAGGAAAGCCUAACGAAAGAGAAGACAACAUGUCAGUUGACUUUUCUCAAGAGGUUCCGAUUCGGGAAUACCCUGGCCCAGGCUACACACGACGUGGGCAUAAAAUUUUGGGCUAUAGACCCGUUUACCGCAUAUUUAUGAAUCGUCUUGGGGAGGAAGAGCGGGUACUUGCACAGGCAAGGUUCCUCGUUGAGGAUGAUGAAGAUGACAACAACAAUUUCUUGAGAGCGCUGGACAUGGACGAGGUCGGCAAGGGACCUGCAACAGACUAUGACCGGUUACCGGAAGCGGAAAAGAAUGAUCUACGAGUAUCACAUGGAAGAUAUAAACUCAUAAAUGCAAAUGAGUUUAAGCGGAUUGUAGGGAUAGAUUUUAUAGGACAAGGCUCUAUCGAUCGUUCUGCGGCAACAUGGGUUCAAGUUGAGUUACAUAACGAACCGGACGCCGUCUUGGCCAACAAACCCCACCUCAUGACACGCUCAGAGCUAAAGGAGUGGCUCGGCAAAAAGACCGGGGAUUAUGAGAUAGAUCAGUACCUAACGAAGAAGAACAUGGUACCACCUUGGGCAAUCGGAAUGGGCUUGGAGAUCUAUAGCCACGGCUAUACGAAACUCAAUUUUCCACACCCUGCAGCUGUCAAAAAGCAACAGCUUAGAGAGAUGCAGUAUGGCGGCUUGAUGCAGUACCAGAAUCCGAUGAAUCAUUACAACCCAAUGCGAAAUCAUUCUCGGUACUUACCACAGACGGCAUCACAGAGCCUCUUCCAUCAACAGCCGGAUGAUCUCGACGACCUCAAAGAUAAGGUAGAAGCCUUAACAGCUGGUUUCCAAAAAUUGUUGACACAUAUUGGGAUGAGUUCAAGCUAG
Molecule: messenger RNA, 2280 nt
Organism: Pochonia chlamydosporia 170
Lineage: Eukaryota; Fungi; Ascomycota; Sordariomycetes; Hypocreales; Clavicipitaceae
Product: dnaJ domain-containing protein
Exons: 2
Coding region: 1-2280 (759 amino acids)
Source: RefSeq, a predicted model, not a curated record